GCGCUUAUCGGAAACCUGACAAGUAUGUCAUGAUACUGGAAUGUGUUAUUUUGCUGGAGGGGAAUAUUUGAUUCUGUGAGACAGCAAACGCUCAGAAACACCCUGUCAGAAACAGCUAAACCUACCUACGUUAUUCGCAUCGUCAGGCAAGUCCAUAUGCAGUCGUGUGGAGACGUUUGCAUUUAGCUGUCGUGAGCCGUGACAUUCCCAAUGGCAAUGAAAAGAUCCUGCUCCUCCUGGACACUGACUGUCACCAUAUUGAGGGCAGAAAACAUUCGCUCAACAGACUUUUAUUCUGAGAAUGAUUGCUAUGUUACCCUGACUUUUCCACCUGCAAUUGUUUUUAAGACAAGUACUGUGAGCAACAGCAAAAACCCAGAGUGGAACCAACCUUUUGAUUUCAAGAUCUACAGUCAUCUCCAGACUACUCUGCAGAUACAUCUGUAUGAUGAGGACCCAAUUUAUGACGAGGUGAUUCAAAAAAUCAUGUUUGAUAUCAGCACUCUGAAAGUGGGGGAAAAGGAAAUCAAGGAAUUUGCCAUUCAACACAAGGGUAAACUUUGGAUCGCCUUUGAGCUGCGGGAGAGUAGUAUGGAAGCUGUCAGUCCCCACAAAGAGAAUCAGUUGGGGAAGGAAGUGGUUUCUUACUGGAAAUUAAACAUUACCGUACUAAAAGCCAAAACCCAUUAUUCCGCCGAUUACAUUUCAGAGCCAGAUUAUUACGUCACUCUUUAUCUUCCCACGGCAACUGCAAGUGCAUUCAGCACAAGAACAGUGCAUAAUAACAUCAAUCCGGAAUGGAAUGAAACAUUCACUUUCAGGGUCCCCUCCCAUCUGAAAAAUGUUUUAGAGAUCAAGCUGUAUGAUGAGGACCUUUCACAAGAUGACCUCAUUUCAACCAUUCUUUUUGACCUCAGCACUCUCACACUUGGAAAGAAAGACACAAUGACAUUCGUCUUAAAUCUGGAGACACUGGACCACAUCUUAAUGCAAUUUGAGAUGCUCCACAGUGAGGAACCCUCUUGUGAAUAUCUCAGUAAUGGAAUCCUCCUGGCUGCACCAUUCUCUUCUUUGGACAUCAAUAUCGACAAGCCACUAAACAAAUCUGAUUUUCGGGAUAAAGUGAUGAAACUUCGGGGCGCCCGUCCUGAAAGUCAGGCUUUACUGGCAAAGGAAAGCACCAAGCUACGUUUCUUCAUCAACAGAGACUUGGAGACUGAAAUUGGCAUUUCAUCCUCUGCUGAUGAUAUCAAAUUAAGUUCUACAAGGCUUCAGCCACUACCACCUGAACACAGAAGCAAAGUUUCUCUUGUCAUUGAUCAGGACACAGUGGAUUUGAAUGUUGAGACCCAUGAAUGCAUCGAUGACGGCGUUGCAAUUCGGCUUGAUUUUGACAUUCCACAACAAGAGAAAGAAUAUUUGAAGAAGAGAAAGCUCAUUGUUGGGCAGAAAAUACAAAAGCUCUUUGGCCUGGACUCGCCACCAUCACCAGAUCAGGUGCCAACUAUAGCCUUGGUGGGUUCAGGGGGAGGAUCGAGAGCAAUGACAGGCCUACUUGGUAGUUUGAAGGGCCUGAAGGAAAUGCAAUUCCUGGAUGUGGUUUCUUAUAUCACUGGAGUAUCUGGAUCAACCUGGGCUAUGACUGCCUUGUCCCAAGAAGCAAAUUGGUCACAGAACAGCAUGGAUAGUACCAUCGCUGACCUAAGGAAAGAGCUAUGUAAGAGUGUCCUGAGUAUUUUCUCCGCAGAGAAAAGAGAAUAUUAUAGUGAAGAACUACAAGAAAAAAUUAAUCAAGGGCACAUUGUGUCACUUACGGAUAUGGCUGGGCUCAUUUAUGAGCAAAUUGCUUUUGGGAAGAAAAUUACCAGUACCCUCUCUGAGCAGCAGAAGACAAUAAAUGAAGGCCAAAACCCUUUGCCCAUAUACACUGGGGUCAAUAUGAAGGAGAAGGGAGGCUUUGAUUCAGAAGCUGAGUGGUGCGAGUUCACCCCCUAUGAAGUUGGCUUUCAAAAGUACGGGACUUUUGUGCGAGCUGAAGACUUUGGCAGUCAGUUCUUCCUUGGUCAUCUCAUCAAAAAACUCCCAGAAGUGCGCAUCCCAUACCUGAUUGGAAUAUGGAGCAGUUGCUUUUCGGUCAACCUGACUCAGUUAUUCAUGCUCGCCACUGGUUCGGAUGCUGAGUCUGACUCCCGACUUGGGCCAAAUAUCAAAAGCAUAGAUGCUGAUGAUGAGCCUUCAACUCUUGAUACAAAGCUCAUAGAGACAUUCACUGAUGUCUCUGGAAUCAUCAAUGAUUUCUUGAGGAAUCGUCCAAUUCGUUCUAAAGUACACAAUUUCAUGAAUGGUCUCCUUCUGCACUCAAACUACAAUGCAAAUAGCAACUUCAAAGCCUGGAAAGAAACACACAUUGAUGCCUUUCCAAACUUAUUGACACCCAGUGAUGCCAUUCUACAAUUAAUUGAUUCUGGUCAUCACAUAAAUGUUGGCUGUGUCCCUGUCCUACGUCCAGAGAGAGAAGUGGAUAUUAUUAUUUCCCUUGACUAUUCCUGGAACCCAGACAACAUCUUCAAGGAACUAAAGUUGACAGCAGAUUACUGUAAAGACCAUGACAUCCCCUUCCCCGAUGUCGAUUUUACCAGUCUGGAAGAAUUACCUCAGAGGGAGGUUUAUAUCUUUGAAGAUAUGGACAAUCCCAAGGCACCGAUUGUGAUUCACUUUCCACUUGUCAAUAUUUCAUUCAAACAGUUCAAACAACCAGGUGUGGAGCGCAAAACUAAGGCGGAAAUAAAAGCUGGAGCGGUGGACGUGUCCAGCAGCAACUCUCCCUUCACCACCAACAAUCUCACCUACUCAGAGGAGAAUUUUGACUCUCUGCUCUGUUUGACAUCUUAUAAUGUCGCUAACAACAAGGAAAGCAUCAUGCAAAUAUUGCAUAAGGUCGUGAAAGCUAAAAUGGCAUCGGAGAAAGGGAUAUAAGUCAGACACUUGUGCAAAAAUGCUAACGGUUCAAUUUUAUAAAUACUGCAUGACACAAUACUUUAAAUUCAACUGUUGAAUGAGUGUAUAAGGACAGUCCUCCUCCAAAAUGGAACCUUUUCCAUAUUCAGUACCCACGUCCAUCAAGAAACUUGACUGGUAAAUAAACAACACAAAUUUGGUGCUCCAUGAUAUUCUUUUGCGUCAGUUAACAGAUUGGCAUUGACAGGCAAUUUUAGUUAUGCAUGUUCAAUCGACCAUGACGAAAAUGACAAAUUAAAUUAUGGCCAUCGACUUUUACACAGGACUGUAGUACUGCAGAAUUUACUGAAAUAAGGAUGUGAAAGAUCUAUUUCAUAUCAGAGUUAGCCUGACAAUUACAAAGCAAACUUAAAGAUGGCGCCUGAAAUUGUCAGCCGUCUGCAAAAGCUCUUCAAGAGCUCUGCUUUCUUGGUUGUUUUUGUCUUUUGUUUUGUCAUAUGGUGUUUUUUUGUCCUUCGUGUGGACCCGUUGUGAACUGUUUUCAGCGUUGUGGCCACGACAUUCGUCGAAGAACUUUUGCUUGAUGGUUGCAUGUCUCGGCAGCACGCAUGCACCAGGAUUGAUUUUAAU
Hippocampus zosterae (dwarf seahorse) is the source of this 3588-nucleotide messenger RNA. It is a transcript of the gene pla2g4f.1, whose product is annotated as phospholipase A2, group IVF, tandem duplicate 1. Gene Ontology annotation, biological process: glycerophospholipid catabolic process. The coding region runs from base 211 to 2976 and encodes 921 amino acids. The record is from RefSeq and is a predicted model, not a curated record. Gene Ontology annotation, molecular function: calcium ion binding; calcium-dependent phospholipid binding. Lineage: Eukaryota; Metazoa; Chordata; Actinopteri; Syngnathiformes; Syngnathidae. The transcript is spliced from 25 exons. Gene Ontology annotation, cellular component: cytosol.